AACGUUCACAGUUUGCAACAUCGUUCGGAGAGCGAGCGCUUACCUGUUACCAACAUGACCGGCGAUAAUUAUGCUGCAUCGUUGGAGGACAUACAGGCAGCGCAAAAACGAAUCGCGCCCUUCGCACACGUCACAUCAGUCCAAACAUGCUCUGCACUGAACGAGCUAGCCGGCGGGAGACAACUAUUCUUCAAGUGCGAGAUAUUUCAGCGGACGGGCGCGUUCAAGUUCCGAGGGGCGUGCAACAGCGUGCAGCUGCUGAGCGACGAGGAAGCCAAGAAGGGCGUUGUCACGCACAGCUCCGGCAACCACGCCGCGGCGUUGGCGCUGGCUGCCAAGCUGCGCGGCAUCCCCGCGCACAUAGUGGUGCCGCACACCACGCCGCAGUGCAAGGUGGACGCGGUGCGGGCGUACGGAGGCACGUUGUACUUCUGCGAGCCCACAGUAGACGCCCGUGAGGCCAAGUGCGCCGAGGUGGCGGCGACCACGGGGGCCACGCUGGUGCCGCCGUACAACUACGGCCCCGUCAUUGCGGGGCAGGGCACCAUCGCGCUGGAGUUCCUGGAGCAGGUCCCCGACCUGGACGCGCUGGUGGUGCCUGUGUCGGGCGGCGGCAUGAUCAGCGGCAUUGCGCUGGCAGCCAAGGCGCUCAAGCCGGGGAUAAAGAUCAUUGCCGCGGAGCCGGGCGGCACCAACGGCGGCGCUGACGUGGCGCUGUCCAAAAUGGCGGGCUGGGUGGUGCCGUGCGCCAAACCCAACACCAUCGCGGACGGGCUGCAGGGCCGGCUGGGCGACCUGACGUGGCCGGUGGUGCGUGACCUUGUGGACUGUGUGGUGGUAGUGGACGAGCAGGAGAUUGUAGGCGCCAUGCGACUCAUCAUGGAGCGGAUGAAGUUGGUGGUGGAGCCAAGCGGCGCGGUGGGGUUGGCGGCGGUGCUGUCGCCCGCCUUCGGCGCCAGCGCGCAAACGCGCGGCUGCAAGCGGGUGGGCGUGGUGCUGUGCGGCGGGAACGUGGACCUGGGCGCCAGGGGACUGUGGGACUGCUGGAUUCCCAAGAGUGCGCGGCGCGAGGACUGAGGGGCUGAGGGAGCGUGGGGCGCAGCCCCGAGUGAUUGCAACGAGAGGUUUUUGUGAGGCGGGGCUCUGCUGCGGAGAGGAGUCAAGCGUGUCGGAAGGAAGCGAAGAGUCAUGGGGUGGAGGCGGGUCGCGGGAUCGGUGGCGCCGCCGGCCUGUCCUCGCCGAGUGCGGUCAAAGGUACCACAGGCAGUCAGGAGUCACACACGGCCAUGGGAGCCGGGCUGGGGAUGAGGCUGGGGGCUGGGGAUGAGGACGCGAGAGCAGCGGCCCGCGCGCACCGUGCACGCAAGCUGGCAGUGGCACCGCACCUGUGUAAAGUCGAGGCAGC
Chlamydomonas reinhardtii is the source of this 1405-nucleotide messenger RNA. RefSeq lists its product as uncharacterized. The transcript is spliced from 8 exons. Gene Ontology annotation, molecular function: magnesium ion binding; D-serine ammonia-lyase activity; L-serine ammonia-lyase activity. The coding region runs from base 55 to 1077 and encodes 340 amino acids. The record is from RefSeq and is a predicted model, not a curated record. NCBI's taxonomy places the organism in Eukaryota, Viridiplantae, Chlorophyta, Chlorophyceae, Chlamydomonadales, Chlamydomonadaceae. Gene Ontology annotation, biological process: L-serine metabolic process; pyruvate biosynthetic process; D-serine biosynthetic process.